AUGGAAGGUUUGGAUUUUAAUAGGAUUGAUGGUGAGGAUGCAGCUUGUCUGGAAGGGGUUUUUACAGAGGCAGAGGUCUUCUUCGCCCUCUCAGAUCUGAACGGAGACAAGGCUCCUGGUCCAGACGGCUUUUCUCUCAGCUUUUGGCAGUUCAGCUGGGAUUUUGUGAAAGAUGAGGUUAUGGGCUUUAUGAAGGAGUUCCAUGAGCAUGAUAGAUUUGUGAGGAGCCUGAAUUCAAUUUUUCCUGUGCUAGCAAACAGGAUCAAGAAGGUGGUGGGAAAGGUGGUGUCUUCAGCUCAAAACGCCUUUGUUGAAGGAAGACAAAUUCUGGAUGCUGCCCUAAUUGCCAAUGAGGCAAUAGACUCGUUGCUGAAGAGAAAUGAGAGUGGGGUGUUGUGUAAGCUAGAUAUAGAGAAGGUGUACGAUCACUUGAAUUGGAAUUUUCUACUAUUGGUAUUGCAAAGAAUGGGGUUUGGGGAGAAGUGGACUGGUUGGAUCUCCUGGUGUAUCUCCACAGCGACGUUUUCAGUCUUGAUCAAUGGCACUCCAACCGGUUUUUUCAAUAGUUCAAGGGGUUUGCGUCAGGGGGAUCCUCUCUCUCCCUACCUAUUUAUUAUCGGGAUGGAGGCUUUUAGUAGGCUCAUCCUUAGAGCAGUGAGGGGGGGGUUUUCUUUCGGGCUGUUGGAUAAAAGGAAGAAGUGGAGACGGGGCUGUGGUAACUCAUUUGCUGUUCGCCGAUGA
Vitis vinifera (wine grape) is the source of this 741-nucleotide messenger RNA. RefSeq lists its product as uncharacterized. The transcript is spliced from 2 exons. Lineage: Eukaryota; Viridiplantae; Streptophyta; Magnoliopsida; Vitales; Vitaceae. The record is from RefSeq and is a predicted model, not a curated record. Bases 1 to 741 code for a protein of 246 amino acids.